This is a messenger RNA of Sceloporus undulatus (fence lizard), 1015 nucleotides long. Its product is annotated as interleukin-23 subunit alpha-like. Gene Ontology annotation, biological process: positive regulation of T-helper 17 cell lineage commitment; positive regulation of T cell proliferation; immune response. The transcript is spliced from 4 exons. NCBI's taxonomy places the organism in Eukaryota, Metazoa, Chordata, Lepidosauria, Squamata, Phrynosomatidae. The record is from RefSeq and is a predicted model, not a curated record. Gene Ontology annotation, molecular function: cytokine activity. The coding region runs from base 1 to 636 and encodes 211 amino acids. Gene Ontology annotation, cellular component: interleukin-23 complex; extracellular region.
AUGAUGCACAACCUGAGGAACCACUUAGGAAGGUGCCUUCUUGGCCUCCUGUUGCUCUUUGUAGCUUCUAGAGGGAUGACAUUGCCCAGAGAAACCAACAAUGUUUGGCAGCAUGGUAAAGAUGCUUCAUAUGAGAUCCUCAGGCAGUUGGAGAAGCUGGAUAUCAGGGAGCCAGAGGUGUUUAACACAACCAUCCAGUUUCCCCAGCCAAUUGAAUGCAGUGACUCCUGUGAUCCAGAUUCCUUGACCACCACAAAUAAGAUGCACUGCCUGACAAAAAUCAGCAAGGGACUUCAUGAUUAUCAUAACCUCCUGGUCAUGUUUGAUGACUCAGAGGUAAUGAUGACGACGGAACUCCAAAAGGUCCUGAAUUCCUUGCUUCAGCUGCCCCUUCUAAAGAUGAGGCACUAUUUCAGAAUCUAUCAUGUAAAGAUAGGAGUCGGAUUGGGAGUAUUUUUAACUCAAAUGCUUUAUCUUCUGCAGGAUGGAAGUAACAAGGAAAGCAGAAGCCCAGUCACCAAGACCUCAGGCCCAGCAUGGCAGAAAGGGCCGCUGCAGAAUUUGACCCUGUGGCGCCUGCAGUCCUUUGCGGUUGUGGUGGCAAGAGUCUUUUCUCACUGUGCCUCUUUGUUUUAGAUCAAGACAGGACAGUCUAAGGAGAGAAACCAAUGGAGAAGGUCUUUGGGGUUAUAAGUAUUUAAUAUGCAUUUAAUAUGUUAUAUGUAUUUUGGGUUAUAUGUAUUUAAUGUGUUUAAUCUAUGUAUUUAAUUUAUGUAUUUAUGUAUUUAUUUAUUAUUUAUGUGGCCUGAACCCUACUAGACCACUGAUACACCACAGCAGUGUAUCAGGAUGUAUAGGGAAACUUGGUGCCAACUAUAAUUAUUAUUAAGAAAAGGGCAGGUUUGUUCCAAAACUUGACUCCUUUUGUUUCCAUACUAUGUACCCAUCCUGUUUUUAAGGGAUGACAUGUGACAUGUAUGACUUUUGCUUGGAUUUAGUCCAAUAAAGCAUUUUA